Molecule: messenger RNA, 150 nt
Organism: Aspergillus versicolor CBS 583.65
Lineage: Eukaryota; Fungi; Ascomycota; Eurotiomycetes; Eurotiales; Aspergillaceae
Exons: 2
Coding region: 1-150 (49 amino acids)
Source: RefSeq, a predicted model, not a curated record
AUGAAUACCUCUGGCCUCCUUAACCUCCUCCUUUUCAGCCUCGUUGGCCUCGCGACGGCUGUCCCCAUUCCUGACUCUGAAGGCACAAGCGCAGAUCGUAUCUACUCUGCUGAAGACGUCGAUCUCAAGGCCAUCGGGGAUACCUAUUAA